AUGCUUCCCGGUCAACCAGUCAUUACUUCCGGACACCGUGGAGGCUCACGUCGGUCCCAGGUAACCCUCAUCAGGGACCACCAGGCUUGCAUCCCCCUUACUAGGAUACUUGGCGAUGGUGAUAUUGUUGUCCUUCUAACACCAGUUGUCCCGCAUGUUCAACCAGAUGUUGAAAAUGACAGCGACCCGUUUGAACCAUUAGGCCGGGCCUUGGCCGCGAGGCAUCCGUGGAUUCGGCAUGUUCCAUAUACCGCGCGGAACGGUUUGACUGACAUGCAUGUCGCCUUCAUCAAACGGGCCAAAGUUGUCGUCUUCGUUAUCUCCGGACUUCCCUACACUGGUCAGCCUUCGCAGGUUGAGAUUGGUCUAAUGGCCCGGAAGAUAGGAGAGCAACGUCCGCAGAUUAUCAUGGCAUGCCAAAGCGUACAUGACCUCGGCCUCAUGGAAGCAAACUUUCCUACGAUUAUCCAACUUCCUGGGUAUUUACCUUCCGAUUUACAAGUCGCAGCCGCCGUUCUGUUUGGUGAAGCUAGGACUACGGGUACCGUGGGACUGGAUGUGCAUUCAUUAAUGAUAGAGCCGAGAUUCUGGCCUCCAGAGAAUUGGGAUGCUCUUAAUGUCGCACCGGUGCAUGAACUUUGGAAUCAGUGUCUACCAGAUCAGUUUCACCUGGAGAAGUUUCCCCUGCAAUCAUUGCUCCAGCGGGAUGGUUACGCCAUGCACUUCGUCGUGAGACUCCCCGAGAAUCGUGAAAUAAUAGGGUUUUGUGCGACUUAUACUACAUUUGUGGACAGAGAGGGUGAACGACUUAUUGGGUCGUUAGCUAUGAUUAUCGUCAAGCCAGCGUAUCGGCGGCGGGGGGUUGGGCUUAGCUUGUAUGAGCACGCUCUCAAACAGCUUAAGAGAAUACGGGGAGUUGAUCGAAUUCAAUUGGGUUCUACCUUUCCCCGCCUUCUAAGCGGCAUACCUGCCGCUUCUGCGUCUGAGGACUGGUUUCGGAGGCGGGGUUGGCGAAUGGAUGGCCAGGCUCCAGGCCGUGGUCAAGAUAUUUGUGACUGGCUCUUGAGGAUCGAUGAUUGGCCGAGCGGUGGACUGUCAGCGCCUUCCUCCGGGCUGACUUUCCGUCAGGGCACAUUCGAGGACUUUCCCCUAAUCGCUGAUUUUGUAGAAAAGGAGUCUGCCCGCAAAGACUAUACAGGAUGGUAUGACCAAUACAUGAAUCUCGCUCACGACGGCCGCUUCAGUGAUAUUGUCCUAGGAUGGGAAAAAUCGGAAAUCAUCGCUUCUGCACUAAUAUAUACUCCUAAUGAGGUUAGCUCAUUGGCACAAGACCUUCCUUGGGCACGGACAAUUGGAUCUGAUGUGGGGGGCGUAGCGUGCAUCUGCAUUGCAGACGGCAAUGCGGCGAUGACGAUCAGUAAAGAUACUGUUAUGAUUAGAUUACUCGAUGCUUGCGUCACCAUACUCAAAGGCCAAGGAAUGAAACGUGUAUUCCUCGAUGCUGUGAAAGGUGGCUACGAGGGGUUUCAAUCAAUGGGAUUUCAGAAAUGGGCUAUAUAUAAAGAUAUAUGGGAAUCGACAUAAACUUGAUCUUCACGACCGACCUUAAAUACUGAUUUAAAGACUAGGAAACUCUCGCGACGCGUGCCGUUACUCCAUCGCACGUCGCCCGCCGACCUUCUUCUAGGUAUCGUGCCUCAGCUUGGCCACCUUGUGAAGCUACUCCAAUAAGCUCUUAAGUGAAGCAACCCCGUCUGUCUAUGAGCAAGGCUAUGGCGUCAAGGCAAUAUGAGAGCCGGGAGGCUUCCCUUAUCGUGGAGGACUAUGAGUCGAAUUUUCAACUAAGGAUACCGAAACAGAUUGUGCCAUGUUCUAAGUCAGCUGCACAACGUGCAGUAUUACAGGGGGGUCUACUCUUCUUAUGAGACAUGGCGUUGGAACUGAUACGGCUUUUGAAACCUUCGAUAGGUCACAUAUAGUUGGCAUUGGGCCAGCUAUCAAAGAAAUUGGGCCAAAGGCUUCUCAGCUCAUUUGGAUCAGCACGAUGACGAUUGAUUCCCUCUCGACUCAGUUAUAGUCUCGAUUACGACUGCCUAGUGCUGAGUAACCAAUUCCAACAAAUCGACGAGAGUCUUCUAUGACAAGAAACGGGCCUGAGCAAUCCAAAUCAUAGUGGAUAGGGCUCCCUGACAGUAUUGCUUAUUGGCUUACA
Messenger RNA from Daldinia caldariorum, 2212 nucleotides. RefSeq lists its product as uncharacterized. NCBI's taxonomy places the organism in Eukaryota, Fungi, Ascomycota, Sordariomycetes, Xylariales, Hypoxylaceae. The coding region runs from base 1 to 1584 and encodes 527 amino acids. The record is from RefSeq and is a predicted model, not a curated record. The transcript has 4 exons. Gene Ontology annotation, molecular function: acyltransferase activity, transferring groups other than amino-acyl groups.